Messenger RNA from Protopolystoma xenopodis, 321 nucleotides. NCBI's taxonomy places the organism in Eukaryota, Metazoa, Platyhelminthes, Monogenea, Polystomatidea, Polystomatidae. The record is from the annotation of a GenBank genome assembly.
AUGCAGGUGAUACUGGAAUGCCCAGCGGUCGCAAAGCAGCUUAUAACCUCUUGGCAGUGGCGAGAACCCAAGCGUGAGCUCGAUAGUCAGGUGCCCAGCUUGAUUGUUUCGCAUAAAGCUGAAGGCCGACACAGCAGCGGUCUCGUGGAGCUUGGUCCCAAACUCCGAUGGGCCCGUAUUGUAGACAGGCGCUCGCAGAAUUCUCCUAAAAAGCUCUGGUGCAACUACGAGUUUACUCCUCAUAUGUCUGGCAGGGUAAGUUUUUCGUAUUCUGAUAAUUUUACAAGAACCCAGCUUUCUUCAGCCAAAUUCACUAAAUAA